Messenger RNA from Brugia malayi, 3261 nucleotides. It is a transcript of the gene Bma-taf-2, whose product is annotated as TATA binding protein associated factor, putative. Gene Ontology annotation, cellular component: transcription factor TFIID complex. The transcript is spliced from 24 exons. Gene Ontology annotation, molecular function: transcription cis-regulatory region binding; zinc ion binding; chromatin binding. Gene Ontology annotation, biological process: transcription initiation at RNA polymerase II promoter. Bases 1 to 3261 code for a protein of 1086 amino acids. The record is from RefSeq and is a predicted model, not a curated record. Lineage: Eukaryota; Metazoa; Nematoda; Chromadorea; Rhabditida; Onchocercidae.
AUGAGUGAGUGUAAAACAGAAGUCGAUGUUCCGUCGACCUCAGGUGCGAAAGUAGUUGUUGAAUCAGUGAUACCAACAAUGAGUGAGGAGACAUUGUCUGCAGUACGUCGUGAAAGCCCACAAGAUGCUUCUUCCUUCCAUAAUUGUAAUUUUCGUGUCUUAUCUCAAUUCGUUUCUAUCACCGAUUUACACUUCAAAGAACGAUCAUUUUCUGUCUUCACUGAACUUUCAUUAGCACCAUUACAUCCUGAACUACGACAAAUUUGUCUUAAUGUUGGGCCAGAUGUUAUGUUGCCAAAUGAAUUCCCAGAUGGUGUUAUUGGUCGAGUUACUGUAAACGAUGAAGAUGCAGAAUAUAUUCGGAUGGAUCCUCUCAAAGUAUUGAGUCACAAGGCGGGACAAAGUUUGAACAGUCUUUCACACGAUAUGUACGAUGAACUAGAGGAUUGUGAGGGUGAACUUUUAAUUAAUGUUCCAGAAAGUUGUUAUGUACUUAUGGAUGAACAAAAAGUUAUUAAAAUUGGCAUUGAUAUCAGAGUUGUUAAUCCGAGGCAUGGUAUACAUUUUGUUUGUUCAUUUUCUGAUGAUGAUACUUUGGAAAGUGGCGCUCAUAUGUAUACAUACAGGUCGGGUACGCUAUCGAGUACGCGUCAUUGGUUACCUUGUUUGGAUACACCUGAUCAGUUAUGCUUAUGGCGAAUCGAAGCAACUGUUGAUCUUAUGUUCACAGUAGUUGCCAGUGGCGAAUUAUUUGAUACGGAAUAUACAACUGACUUACAAGAAAAGAUUUAUCACUAUCAACUUUUAGUACCAACUUCUGCAAUUAAUAUCGGUUUUGCGGUUGGUUGUUUUACUCCAGUUGUGCAUCCUGAUAUGCCUGAAAUAACAAGUUUUGCACUUCCUUCACUAUAUCCUCUCGUAAAGCAUACAACUUCAACAAGUGAUCGAGUUUUUGAAUACUUUGAAGAGCUUCUAUCUUGCCGAUUUCCUUUUUCAUCCUAUAAACAAGUUUUUGUUUACCAGAUUCCCGAUGAAGUUACAGCCUAUACUGGUUUAUCAAUACUCUCACUGACCUUAUUGUAUCAUAAGAAAAUUUUGGAUGUUGUACAAAUGACGCGUCAGUGCCUUGCUUAUGCAGUAGCGCAGCAGUUUUUUGGAUGUUUUGUUACCUCAACGUGUUGGCUAGAUAUUUGGCUAGUUUCUUCGCUUGCAAGAUCUGUCACUGGCAUGUUUGUAGAGCGAUUUUUCGGUUUUUCUGAGAAUCUUUUUCAGAUCAGUAAAAUGCUGAGUAGUGUUUGUGAUUAUGAAACACGUUGGGGAAAAAUUGUUUUGCGGCCCUCAAAUACAAAUUAUAAGCAGUAUUUACAUUUCGAUCCAAGAAACCCGUAUACUUGCUCUCCUCUGUAUGCAGAUGCUUUGUUCAAGAAAGGACACCUUGUCAUGCGGAUGCUUAACCAACGUUUAGGCAAGGAAUCAUUUUUGCAGGUAAUACAGAAAAUAUUAAGCGUAGCGAUGCAAGCAAGCCAACUGCAAAAAGAGCCAGUUCAUUGGCAGCAUAUGACAGUUUCAACGGAAUCGUUUUUUCGUACCGUUUCCAGUGUUACGGGCCAAGAAUUGCCGACAUUUCUGGAGCAGUGGAUUCACAGCGGUGGUCAUGCAAAAUUUUGGGUGCAGUAUGCUUUUAAUCGUAAACGAAAUAUGAUUGAACUUGAAGUUAAACAAGAACCUUCUGCAAAUCGUGGACGACAAAGUUACGUUGGUCCAUUAAUUGUUGUGGUUCAGGAAUUAGAUGGAUCAUUUACACAUACAGUGCAAAUCGAUUCCAAUCAUUCGAAACAUGAUCUUCAAUGCCAUUCAAAGGGACGAAGGCAAAAGAAGAAAAAAAUUCCACUUUCCACUGGCGAAGAGCUUGAAAUUGAUUUAGCAAAUAUGGAUCCUGACUCUCCGGUUCUUUGGAUUAGAAUUGAUCCUGAUCUACUUUUGCUACGAAAAGUUAGCAUUCAACAGCCGGUUUAUCAAUGGGAAUAUAUGUUAAAAUAUGAACGAGACGUCUUGGCACAGCUUCAAGCACUCGAUGUUUUACAGCGUUUUCCAAGUCCACACGCUAGAGCCAUUCUUAUUGAAACUAUCGAAACUGAAGUUUUCUUCUACCGAGUGCGAUGUCGUGCUGCAUAUAUUCUGGCAGAAGUAGUAAAUAAAUUACCAGAAACAUGGUUGGGUCCACCCGCUCUGAUGAUUUUAUUUAAGAAAUUUUUUGGUUGUAAAUCUGCGCCACAUAUUCCAAAACCGAACAAUUUUGUGGCCACAUCCGCGAAUUUGCAACUAUACUUCUUGAUGCAUGCAAUACCUCAAGCUUUGGCACGAUUGCGUUCUUCUUCAAACAAUGCCCUUUCAGAAGUUCAUCAUUUUCUUAUUGGUUUAAUCAAAUACAAUGACAAUACUGUGAACAGGUAUUCGGACGACCAUUAUCGAGCUUCAUUGAUAAACUCCUUAGCUGCUACAUUGGUGCCAGCCGAAAACAGAGAUAUAAUAAACAUGAGUCCUCUUUCUCUAAAUACCGAAAUGAAGGAAUUGCUGUCUGAGUUCACUCUUGCCUUAAAUAUGGAUACAUUAAAACCUAGUUUUGGCCGUGUUAUUGGAAUUACUGCACUUCAAGCUAUAUAUCACAUGCAGCGAACGUUUCACAUCCCCCUCGAUCCCAAAGUAUUUUGGUCCUUUGCGCAGCCGAAUAUGUAUGUGCCGAUGCGUCUCGCAGCGUUGACAUUUCUGAUUGACAUGGUUUACCGACACAAAUCGCCAUCUUUCGUCAGCGAAGUUACGAACAAAUUAAUAGAUUUAUGUUUCAGCGAUCCUGAGCCGGUUGUACGCUAUUACAUUGCAUCUCAACUGUCACUUAAACCACCACUUUGCAUCAUUUUGGGUGCCGAAAAUGAUACAACAUGGAAGUCAUUGUCACGCGAUAUAGCUACCAAAUUAUGGGCUCAGAUCAGUGACGCUAAAACGGAACCACGUUUACGUGGUCAUUACAUUGACCUUUGGUUUACAAUAUAUGGCAAUAAUGUACCACUGAUAUUGAAAUCAACUGAGCAAGUGGUGGAAGAGAAGCCAACAUCACGUAAUAUUCAUAUCACAACCAUCAAGAAUGGUACAGAUGAUUUAUUGAAUUCGUGGUCAUGGCAUAGUACUAUCAUUGAUACAGAUGAACCUGAUUCGCCGACUGAAAAAUUGAUAAAUGAAAUGAACGAUGAUACACUUCAAUAG